GGUUGUUGUCAGCUGACUACUUCUUCCUCGUCUAUUUCUUUUGCGUCGUUUCUUCCACAAAUAUUGCCCUAAUAAUUUCAAGCACAGGUCAAUGAAAUGUCUGCGAAACCAACCUGUUUAAUAGUGGCGAGUGCUUCUCCUCAAGGGGUGUCAGCAAAAUCUUUCCAUCAGUCCUUCAAUCUCUGCAGCUCAGCGUUUAACCUCCAGACAGCCACACCUGGGGGGAAGCCAAUAGACUUCAUUGGAGUAGAUGAAAGUACAGCUAGAUGGGUACAAGACUUCAAUGUGAAACCCUACGCAACACCAGCCAAACUUGAAUCUAUAGAUGGUGCCCGAUACCAGGCGCUGCUCAUCCCGGACUGUCCUGGAGCGCUGAACGACCUGGCACACAGCGGCUCUCUGCACCGCAUUCUCACACAAUUCAUCUCACAACAAAAGCCUGUGUGUGCAGUGGGACAGGGAGUGUCAGCGCUGUGUUGUGCCACUGAAGGACAGAGGUGGAUUUUCAGCGGCUACAGCUUAACAGGGCCGUCAGUGUUUGAACUGGUGCGGAGGCCUGACUUUGCCAACCUGCCCUUGAUUGUAGAAGACUUUGUAAAAGACAGUGGUGGAUCAUACACAGCAAGUCAAGAAGACGCCCUGCACAUAGUCGUAGACAGACACCUAAUAACUGGACAGAAUAUGCAGUCAACCUCACUUGCUGUAAAUAAUCUAAUCCUGCUUUGUACUGCCAAGUAAUAAAAAAAAGACACCUGGAGCACUCAAUUUCAACAGCUUAGUUGUCCCACAUUUAUAUUCAUGUAAGUAAACAAACACUUAUCUUGAACAAAUACUGGAAGAUGCUGGGUCAGAGCAGAUGUUUGGCAAAGCUGCAAAUACAACUUCAUUACUUGUCAAUGUGAAUAUAAAACGAAUAAAAGCCACACAGUUUAAUGUCUUGAUUUGAAUAUUAGAAAAAUGAGCAGACUGUUUCCAGGAGCAGAUGUAUUCUUGAUGAUGGAUGAAUCUUUUCAACGAGCACAGCUGGUUCCAGGAGCAGAGAUGAUUUCUAGCUUAGUACUGAACAGAUGCUGCAGGUGUCUGUGGCACACAAGCUCUGACGUCCUCCGAACACGAACAAACCCCUUCAUUUAAAAUUUAUACACAUUGAUGACGAUCAUGCACCUUUUUGUUGCUGAAUGCAGAUGUGCUACUGCACUCUGAUUGAACUGUACAUGUUUUGUUCACAAUGAGAAGAAAUAAAAUGUACUGAAGUACC
Molecule: messenger RNA, 1258 nt
Organism: Amphiprion ocellaris (clown anemonefish)
Lineage: Eukaryota; Metazoa; Chordata; Actinopteri; Pomacentridae
Gene: gatd1
Product: glutamine amidotransferase class 1 domain containing 1
Exons: 7
Coding region: 97-738 (213 amino acids)
Source: RefSeq, a predicted model, not a curated record